AUGCCCUUUGAUGAACGGGUGUCCCAGUCGCUAGUAGGAAGAGCCGUCGCGCUGCAGCAACCACAGCUGGCUCUGAGCUUCGUGAUGGCCUCGUUUCCUUGCUACUUCAAAGCCACCGAAUCCCGAGUUCCAAUGACCUGGAUAGACUAUAUUUCCCAGCGUCAUAGUAAAUAUAGUCAAAAUGUCUCCUGCUUUGACUGGGCAGUGCGUUGUAUGACUACGAUAUAUCUAGGCAGCCUUCAUAACGAUGCCCGCUAUAUGGACGAAGGGCGUAUGUGUUAUCUCCGUUCCCUUCGAGGCUUGUCAAUAAUUCUGAGCGACCCGCGCGCCGCAAAGUCAGACGAAGCCUUGUCGACGGUGAUCAUCCUCGGCGUGUUCGAGAUGCAUGCCUACACGUCCAUCGAAGGGUGGAAACAUCAUGCACGGGGGCUACGCACACUCAUGCAGCUCCGGGGCCCGGGCGCACAUGCAGAUGGCUUUGGCUGCAAUUUGUAUAUGGCUUGUCGGAACACGAUUGUGACCGCUGCCUUGGUAUCAGGCGAAGAGUGCUUUUUAGAGCAACCAGAAUGGCAGCAGUUAAAUGAAUGUCUCGCCGCCAAGAAUGCCAAGAAUGCCAAUUCAUCGGCUCUAGAGGAUAUAGCCGAGCGCGCGUUCCGGGAAGUCGUCAAGCUUCCGGGAUUCGUCAAGCGUCUUCGAGAAAUGCCUGGCUUGGCAGCAUCUGCGCAGAACCACGAGCGUCCGGCAUUGCUGCGUAAAAUAGUUGCCACGCGUACGGCUAUGAAGGGUAUCUAUACAGAGUUUGUUAUAUCAGCAUCGACCGUACGGGCAGGCUUUGCAUCAUAUGCCGAUUUCGUUGGGCCCAUCCCACACGUUUUCUUCCAUAAGUUCGCCGAUCUCACCAUCCAUGGUAUACGGUCUGGCCUGUUGCUGCUCAAUUAUCUCGUUAUUCUGUUGAAUCCGUCUCAGCGGCCCGCUGCAGAGACAGAAAUUCUGGAUAUCAUGGGGUCGAUGCGAAGUCCAAGAAGACCUUCCUUAUGUGAGGGUCGCGACAAUCUUUCUCUCUUAUCUUCGACUGUUCCACCACAGUCGUUGGGGGAACUGAGUCUGAUGAUUGAAUCUAGGCUGAUACCAGAGGCAUCUCAACCUCCCACAAGUGACUGGAUGGACGAUAUCGCUACAUCAAUGGGCCUGGAAGGUGUGCGCAUCUCUCUGGUUCAGUCAUCGAGUUUCCAAACCAUUGAAGAUUAA
This is a messenger RNA of Penicillium macrosclerotiorum, 1248 nucleotides long. RefSeq lists its product as uncharacterized. NCBI's taxonomy places the organism in Eukaryota, Fungi, Ascomycota, Eurotiomycetes, Eurotiales, Aspergillaceae. The record is from RefSeq and is a predicted model, not a curated record. The transcript has a single exon. The coding region runs from base 1 to 1248 and encodes 415 amino acids.